UGUUUUUCGGUCAUUUUACCAGGUUAUCGGGGAGUAUAUUUUUCGGAACGCGGACGUUUAUUCUUCGAAUCAUAGUGGUGAUCCACGUUGGAAGAAGAAAAUCUACGAUACACUAAUCAGUAUUUCUUAAGUUUGAAAGAUCGAAAGAAUACGUUUAAGAUAAUGGCUGACUAUAUAAUUAAUGACACGAUACCGGCAGACGUACCGUUGCCGGAAGAUGGACUUUCGCUGGCACAACUGUUUGCCAACGGCGAUGGACUUACAUAUAAUGAUUUCAUCAUUUUGCCAGGAUAUAUUGAUUUUACCGCAGAUGAGGUAGAUUUAUUAUCACCGCUUACUAAGAAGAUUGUAUUGAAAGCUCCGUUGGUUUCCUCCCCAAUGGAUACUGUUACGGAAUCGGAUAUGGCAAUUGCCAUGGCUCUGUGUGGUGGAAUCGGUAUAAUACAUCAUAAUUGCACGCCUGAAUAUCAAGCCAACGAAGUCCAUAAGGUAAAAAAGUAUAAACACGGUUUCAUUAGAGAUCCAGUUGUACUUUCACCUCAGCAUACUGUUAAUGAUGUAUUAAAUGUAAAAAGUGAACAUGGGUUUUCUGGUAUUCCUAUCACUGAUAAUGGAAAAGUAGGUGGUAAACUUCUAGGCAUUGUUACUUCCAGAGAUAUUGAUUUCCUUGAAGAUUCGCUUAAUCAAAGAUAUACAAAAUUGGAAUCAAUAAUGACAAAAUUAGAUAAUCUGAUCACUGCACAAGCUGGUGUAACAUUGCCAGAAGCUAAUGUUAUUCUUGAGAAAUCAAAGAAAGGAAAACUUCCUAUAGUAAAUGAAAAAGGAGAACUUGUUUCAUUAAUGGCAAGAACUGAUUUAAAGAAAAAUCGCAGCUACCCAAGUGCUAGUAAAGAUGCAAAUAAGCAAUUAUUAGUAGGUGCUGCAAUUGGAACACGUAGUUCUGAUAAACAAAGAUUACAGCUUUUAACAGCUUCCGGUGUAGAUGUAGUUGUAUUAGACUCAUCUCAAGGAAAUUCAAUAUACCAAAUUGAAAUGAUAAAAUACAUUAAAUCGGAAUAUCCGGACUUGCAAGUUAUUGCAGGCAAUGUAGUAACUACUUUACAAGCUAAAAAUUUGAUAGAAGCAGGAGCUGAUGCAUUACGCGUGGGUAUGGGAUCUGGAUCUAUUUGUAUUACUCAAGAAGUAAUGGCAGUAGGUAGACCGCAAGCUACCGCUGUCUAUAAAGUAGCAGAGUAUGCAAGGAGAUUUGGAAUACCCGUUAUAGCAGAUGGUGGUGUACAAUCUGUUGGCCACAUUAUCAAAGGUCUUAGUUUAGGUGCAUCGAGCGUUAUGAUGGGAUCAUUAUUAGCUGGAACUACAGAAGCACCCGGUGAAUAUUUCUUCAGUGAUGGAGUUCGUUUAAAGAAAUACAGAGGGAUGGGUUCUUUAGAAGCCAUGAAUAGGGCUGAUGCAAAGGGUUCUGCUAUGGAUAGAUAUUUUCACAAUGAAAUGGACAAAUUAAAAGUAGCUCAAGGUGUAAGUGGUUCAAUAGUGGACAAGGGAUCAGUUUUCAAAUUUGUUCCUUAUCUAUUAUGUGGUAUAAAACACGGAUGUCAAGACAUUGGUGCAAAAUCAAUGUCUACUUUAAGAUCCAUGACGUAUAGUGGUGAAUUAAAAUUUGAGAGAAGAACGUCUUCUGCUCAGCAAGAGGGAAAUGUCCAUAGUCUGUUUUCCUAUGAAAAACGUCUAUUUUGAACAUGUAAUUCGUAAGAGAUAUGUAUACAACAAAAGUACCUGCAUUUAACUGCAUAUGACUACUAUGGGUAUUGAAAAUGCUGUUAUAUAUUAAUAUAUUAGGUCGUAAUAUAAAUAAGUUCGCUUAUAUUCACUUAGCGUUUAUACUUAUUUAUCUUACGACCUAAUAGUUAUGGAUUUAUUCAUGCGUUUUACUAUAUUUUAUUAUUCAUAAAAAUACAAUUUUAUUAACGAUGAAUGAAGCAUAGCAAUAAGUUUGUGUUAAUAUUAUUAAUUAGAUAUAUUAUGUUGUAUUGUGACAAGGAAAAAUCUGAAAGAAUAUCUCUUCAUCUGAAAGCUUAAACCUUUCUAAGUUUUAAGAUGUUAAUAUGAACUCUGUUCUAUCGUUUUUUUUUUCUUUUUUUUUUUCUUUUUUUUUUUUUCUUUUUUUUUUCUUUUUUUUUUUUUUUCUUUUUUUUUUUCAAUAGUAAUCUUGUUGGCAAUCUUUGUAUAUUUGAGUAAGUACAUUUAAGUACUGAUAGAAUGUACGAAGAAAUUCUAAAAAGUUGAAAAUAGAUUAUUGUUGAUUAUUUUAUUGGUUGACUAUUGUAAAUUGCUGAUAUGUAUUUAUUGGUAUUGAUAAAACAUUGUAAUUAAGUAACACGUUUAUAUUAUAUUGUUUUUAUAAAUAAUUUUUCAUAAAGCAGACCAGUUACAUGUACUUUGUACAUUCAUUAUUAAGAAAAAUCUCUCAAAUUAAGUACGUUGAUAUUUUUUUU
This is a messenger RNA of Vespa mandarinia (Asian giant hornet), 2492 nucleotides long. It is a transcript of the gene ras, whose product is annotated as Inosine-5'-monophosphate dehydrogenase ras. The record is from RefSeq and is a predicted model, not a curated record. Gene Ontology annotation, cellular component: cytoplasm. Gene Ontology annotation, molecular function: IMP dehydrogenase activity. Lineage: Eukaryota; Metazoa; Arthropoda; Insecta; Hymenoptera; Vespidae. Gene Ontology annotation, biological process: GTP biosynthetic process.